Messenger RNA from Pocillopora meandrina, 12455 nucleotides. The record is from the annotation of a GenBank genome assembly. NCBI's taxonomy places the organism in Eukaryota, Metazoa, Cnidaria, Anthozoa, Scleractinia, Pocilloporidae.
CAAGGAAUCGCGGGAUUGCCAUACCAGCAGACCUUGAGAGCCAGAUCCAAGCGUUGUUCACUCGGUCUCAGUUGGUGAUGAAACAUACUCGGCACUGGCUCAGCCACGGAAAGGGUCGAAGGGACUCAAUUAUGAACCUCUCUAGAGACUAUAGGAGCAUUAUUGAGGGGUUGCAGGUGAGGGUUCUUUACUUGUGUUAUUUACCAACACCGAAGCGAAAAAGAGCCACGGAGAUAACUGCGCACGAACGUCAUCUGAUAACCUAAUAGUUCCUUAUCACAGCGUUAUUUGUAAACCUGUCACUCCCGAGAACUAAAGAUCAAUUCUUCACACUGUCUGCCUUAUAUUUCUUGUGAUUUUAGCUCUGAAAAUUUGGUAUUAAAUCAAAUAAUAUUUGGUAGUUGAUGAAUUUUUUUUUCUUGCCACCACCAUCAGCCCAACAACAAUCAAUUGACAACAAGUUAAGGUUAAUGGUGGGUUAGGGGAGGGGUAGUUAGGCAGUUGCCCAGAUACUGAUAUUGAUCCGGUCAUCCUUGGGGGUGAAAAUGUUUAAAAGAUAUCGAACAAUGUCAUCAUUUUAAUAGGGGUUUGAAAUAUGCAGGCAAAGCCUAUUGUUGCUUUCUCAUGUCAGUGUUUUCAUAUAUGUUCUCAUACGUUGCCUCUAUCCAUCAUUGGUGAAUUGAUUGAGAGAAAGAAGGAAUUGGUCGUUGUUGCUUUUAAAUUUGGAAUUUUUGUUUAUCCAAAUCACAGGAUAUUGUUUCACUGCUUGAGGACCAACUUCGUCCUCUCGUUCAAUCAGAGUUAUCCGUGCUGGGUGAUGUACUGUAUCGGCCAGAAUUGAUGUUUCCUCAGCAGUCUGAAGCUUGGCACAAGUCCAAGUCAGGAGGGUUCGUCUCCAGGUAUGAUGGAAAAGUUUUACUGGUUAAAGAAGUUAAAAAUAGCUUGGUGAGGGAGAUGGAGAUAAGCCUGGUUUCAUCUCGUCUAGCGAAGAGUUCGACAACAAUAUUUGUGUUUGUUCUGUAUUAUUGACACGGCUUAGGUGCAAGGGAUAGAAUACACUAUUUCGUCUGGCCAUUAUUUGUAAAAGUUGUAGCCAUAAAAGGUCUCAGUCUCUUUUUUCCUUUCCCUAAACUUGGUUUGGCUGAAAAUAUAAUAGACUAGUCUACUAUUAUUUAUUGUUUCACCCAGGUUGAUAACUCACGCUAAACAGCUUCUUGAGGACAACGAGGAAGCAUUAUGCGUCCGAGUGCUACAGACGAUCAAGGGAAUGAUGGCACGUGACAUCGACUUUGGAGAAAAGGUAAUGGCAAGGGAUGAUUAAAACAUGUUGUACAUGUUUUAUGUCAGGAUCAUCCCUUAGCUAUUUCAGCAGACUUUUUAAUUCCUAUUGUUUUACUGCUUUUAAUCCAGGGUGAUGGAUUGCGUUCAUCGCUGUUAGGCCGCUACUUUGGCACAAAUUAUCACUUCAGGAUUGGCCGUGACGCUAACAGCAAGAGCGUGAUUGACAGCAACAGCAAGAAGACCGCUAGUCAGAUGGUCAACUCGGGGCCUGGGGCCGAGAUGUUGUCACGCGCGGGCGUCACGUUGUGUGAGAUGCAAGGACGACUCGACAAGUGCGGUGCAUCUGAUCUGAUUAUUGAUCUUAUAAUGGUGCAGCCCAACCUCAGAGUGUUUCUAGAGAUACUCGAACUAGCGAUUGCCCUACUUGAAGGAGGAAACAAUUCUAUUCAGGUUGGUAAUUAUCUCGACUCCCAAGAAUUUCUAUGAUUUUGGACACGAGAAAGGAGACGUGUGCGACCACGUUACAACGCGCCUGCUGCCCACGCGCGGGCUGUCCGUGCGUGGUCCGUAUCAUUCUCGACUUGCAUCUUUCUUUUCUCGCGUGUGCUCCAGGAACCAGCGCUUUUUAUUACGUCUAAUCAUUUUUCGUAUAUUUCCUUAUUUUUCUCUUUCGAAGAAAUCAUUACUCCAUCGGUUUACAAACGGUAAAUGUGAAGAAUUCUUCCGCUACAUCUACGAUAAAAUGAGAGACGCGGAGGCCGAAAUCCGGGCGACAAUCACAGUUCAAACAACAGAGUCAUCUGUAGCAAAGAAGAGCGAUAAAGAUGUGUCCCAUGCGAAGACCGCCGAUGGACGGAGAGGUACUGUGUUCGGUGGACGAAGAGACACCCUAAUUGCAGGUCAGCGUCAGAACAGAAAAUUAUAACCUCAUCAAGUCCUUGCUAACAAAAUUAAAUUAAAAAUUAAUUUUUUCUCGCGGUUAAUUUUUUAUUGAAUCAUCAGAUUAAAAUGGUCAAUUUCGUUGCUAUUUGCUCCUUGAAAAGGAUGAAUAGUAUUAUUUGUCGGCUCGGUCAUUGUUUCUACAUACAAUGAUUAAAAGUGUAAAUUAUGGCAGUGUUUCGACUGGUAUUUCUCUGUUUGCAGGCUCUAUGAUGGGUAUCAGCGAAGACGUGAAGGAGCAAUUAUCAGAUGCAGCUAUGCACACGGGAAAGGCCUACGCGGCCGUAAGAAGGGGCCGAGACCCGGAUGCUGAAGUGGAGGCUUCGAGGCCCAUGCCUAAUAGUUCACUUUUUGGGACCGAUCUUCAAAGCGCCUCAGGCAAGCAUGAAGUCAAGACCAUGUCCCCUGAGGUGCUUGUCAUGAAGCCCAUCCUCAGGUUCCUACAGCUCCUUUGUGAGAACCACAACAGGGACCUUCAGGUUAGUGAGCCUUCUGGGUCCUUUGUAUCAUUUGAUCAGCAAAUAUUUGAAUAUCAGAAAAUGAAAACUUGAACAAAUAUCACUUUUUCCUUCUCUUCUUCCACCAGAAUUACAUCCGUAAACAAGAUCACAGUAAGACCAACUACAACUUGGUACACGAGACUCUUCAAUUUCUAGACUGUAUCUGCGGCAGCACGUCAGGGGGACUGGGCCUGCUCGGUCUAUACAUCAACGAAAGUAACGUGGGACUAAUUAACCAAUGCCUGGAGAGUUUAACAGAGUACUGUCAGGGACCGUGUCAUGAAAAUCAGGUGCGUGACAUCUUGUGUAACUUGUUGUCACGCAAUAGGUCGUCACUCUCGGGUCAAGUAGUUUGUGGGUCGUAAAAAUUGUCAUGGGAGACAUACUUUAUGCAUUACUCCCUUUUAAAGAAGGAGCCACAUUCUGAAACGCCUCUUUCUGGAUUUACGGUUUUGGAAACACACCAUGUUCUGUCUUGUAUGUUGUUCUGUUUUAGUCUUGAAGUGUUGUUUCUUUGUAAUAUUAGCAAAGAAUGGUUUUAUGCAUAGUUGGUAUUAUUUUUCUUCCUAUCUUUUUUCCAGACCGCCAUCGCCCUCCACGAAUCAAAUGGUAUUGAUAUUGUCAUAGCUUUAGUACUGAACGACAUCAACCCGCUAGGAAGACAACGGAUGGACUUGGUGCUGGAACUUAAGGUUUGUGCAAAUUUCGCCAACUGGCGCUUGAACCCGCUAUUGAAUGAUGUCAGAUGACAAUUGUCCGUCGUAAAGGGCAAGUCUCAGAUCAUCGCUUCCACUUAAACCAAAGACGUCUCCUAGCUGGAUCAUGUCUUUAAAAAAAUUUCCGUCGGACUUUUGACGGUUCCCUAUGAUUUCGUAAGAUCUUGCCCGAGUUCGGACGUUUCCGUGGUUUCCGGUUUUGGUGGAUUCAAAACAAUACCUUGGAACUUACUGAAUCGAACUUCGAGUCAUGUUUGGCGGAUUUUUUUCGUUCAGCCUAAGAGCAUAAUAAAUUUUUCCCUUUGCGUUUGGACUAAAGAUGAUUAAACUUUAUUAAUCAAUGCAUAUUUCUUGUAGAAUAACGCAUCAAAAACCCUUCUGGCCGUUAUGGAAAGCCGUCUCGAUACAGAAAAUGCCGAGAGGAUUCUGUACAACAUGACACCUCAACAACUGGUAAAGUCUUGUCACGAACAUUAUUGUUUCUUACUCAAAUAGAGCAGUUUUCAUUCAUCAAAAGUGAUCUGGAUUGCUUUGCUUAACUUUGCUCUGCGAUUGUUCUAGAAAACCCGCGCCACCAUUACAACCAAUCAAAUGCAAAACUACAACCAAUCCCAACUUGGUAACCCGCGUUUUCCCGCGCUUCGAGCAGGUUGCAUGUUUUUAGUUUGAGUUCUCAUUGGUUAAUAAUGACGUAGUCAUUAAUGAUGACGUAGUCGUUAAAGAUGACGUAGUCGUUAAUGAUGACUUAGUCAUCGUUAACCAAUGAACAUUAUGACGAUUGGAUAGGUGAUUACUUUGGUUUUGGCUCAGUUAAAAACUGCUCUAGAGCUGAGUAUCUGAACAACUGAUGUACAAAGUCUAGAGCCACGGAGAGGGGAAUGUCUCCUUGUAAUGUAGAAGGGAAGUCCAAGCAAAGCCUAUAAGGCUCAACCUCGUUCGCAGGGUCUCUCUUCUUCACUUCCUUUAGGGCGUGAGGAAGAGAGAGAAAAACCAAGGUCUCUCUCUCCCCUCAAAGGAAGAGGAGAGACCCUGGGAACGAGGUUGCAUAAGGCUUUGUAAUGCUCGCUUUUUCGAAAGGAGGUUGGUGCUUAUCUCGGAUUUAAAGUUAAAUUGGGUUUGGAUUUACUUGCAUCAGUAUGCAUAUUAUCCAUGCUGUUCUCAAUACAUUUAUUAAGGUGCUUUCAACGAAAGCCGGUUUGUUUAACAAUCAAGAACUUCUUUUGUUGGUGAUCAUUUCUUCUGUUCUCAUGACCUUUACGUGCAUGUGAUUUAGGAAAAACAUUGUAAGUAGAAAUUAGAUGUUAGUCAUCCUCAGGGGUCAAAGGGCUGAAAAUCAAAGCAAAACCAAGUGGAUAGAUAACUUUUGGGGACAACUGCGGCCGUUUGUGUGUUUUUACCUUCUCUGUUUGUUUGUAUUUUAAGGUUUUUGUUGUUUCAGUAUCUUGGAUUUUAACAUCUUAGGUGGAUGUUUGUAAACAAGCGUAUAACCAGGAGGACCUUGAAGAUGAGAAUGAAUGUGAAGUUUCUUGUCGCGAUGUCGGACAUAACAUUUUCAUACUCGCUCAUCAGGUACUGAAAUAAGUUCAAAGUAACUGAAUUGCACAAAACUGUUAUGAGAGAAAUCUGAAUGGUGAUUUAUUGUAGUGGAGUCUGGGACUUCAGUCUUGAUAGAAACUGUUAAUUUCAAUUUGUAACGGAAAGUUCUUAAAAUUUAAAACUGGAAAUUGUGUUAGAAAUAAAGCAUGCAGUUCUUAUUCAAACCCCUGAGUGAAGAGAGAUAGUAAGACAGGUGAGCGUCUUGUCCAAGAACUCGACACAGAUGGCUGGGGUAAGGAUUCGUAUUCGUACUCAAAUCCCGUUGCGUUAACCCUUUAACUCUCAGGUCUUUACUCUCUGCUAUACAAUUCUUGUGAUGUUAUCUUGGAGAAUUCACUAUUGGAUCAACCAAUAAUCCCCUUAUUGAUAUUUGUCGUUAUUCUCAUCACUUUUCUGCAUGGUAUUGUUUUGAUAUUAUAAGGAGAAAUUCUGUUUUGGUCACUCAUGGGAUUUGAAGGGUACAGUAAGCAUUGAACCAGUUCUUGGGAUGUUUCUGCUGUAUCUGCUCUAAGUUUAUUAUUUUUUUUAAACAGAACUUCACUCAUACCUUAUCUGAUUUGCAGCUUUCACAUCAGAAUAAAGAUCUGGCGAGUUUACUCAAACCAAGUGCGUCAGCAGAAUCGGAUGAGAUGCACGGUGACAGCGCUCUGGAGUAUUACGCAAAACAUACGGCGCAAAUCGAGGUAAACAACCCUAAAGAAAUACAGCAAGACUGUUUUAUUUUACCUACAAAGAAAUUUUCAGUAAAACGUCAAAAGUGAUCUAGGAAUGCAUUGCUUUUGCUUUAACUUUUUUGAUUGGUCCUCUGAACUCUCACCACUUUCUCAACCAAUCAGACGCAAAACUUAAACCAAUCAUGACUUCGUCGCCCGCCCGAUUUUAGACACUAGUGUCCGAGUUUUUAUUUUGGCCACUUGCGUUAACCUUGUCAUUCUGAACACCAGCGUCCAGUUUAUGAUUUUAGCCGCUAGUGUCCGAUUCGUGAUUUUGGCCAUUAGUGUCUGAUUUUUUAUUUUGGACACUAGUGUCCGAUUUUUUGUUGUGGCCACUGGUGUCCGAUUUUCUGUUUUGGACACUAGUGUCCGAUUAUAGAUUUUAGCCACGUGUCGCUGAUUUUGAUGUUGGCCACUAGUGUCUAAUUUUGACACCAGCAUCCGAUUUUAGAAACCAGUUCCGAUUGUAGGCAGUAGUGUCCUUUGUUUGACACUAGUGUCUGAUUAUUUUUUCUAGUGUCCGAUUUUUGACGUUUUAAUCCGAUUUUAGACAUUACUGUCCGAUUUCAGACACUACUAUCCGAUUCUGUAUUGAUUGAACAAAGCUAGUAUUUGACUGGACAAUGUCCGUUGGCUGGCUGUUAUUUUGAGCCUUUAUGCGGCUGGUGAGGAUUACAAACGGAUUGAAGAUUGCGCGCCAGAUGUUUCUAAAUAAACACUAUGCGUGUUAGCUUAAUUAUUUCUCGUCGCUUUUCAAACUGAUUUCGCCCUGCUUUUGUUUAAGAUUGUUCGUCGCGAUCGUACAAUGGAACAAAUUGUCUUUCCAGUACCAAACAUUUGCGAGUUUCUGACCCCUGAAAGCAAAAUAGACGCGUAUCAGACGUGUGAGAGAGACGAUCAGAACAGCAAGGUUAGUGAUCUGCUUCCAACUUCUCCUCACUUGUCAGAACAUUGUUAGUCAGAUAUUGUUAUGACAUUAGUGAAUAAUUUUGCCUUAACGUCAGUUCCAACACUAAAUUCUCCCAAGGAACCUAAAGAACUGCAUAACGAUACCUGAAGAGAAUAUCACGUUCGAUGUCCCGUCUGACUGAUUAUCCUUUCAUCAUUUUUUUUUUUAAACGACGUUUAACUCUUUGCACUGUAAGAUCAGUAUGCAUAUCCUCUAUGCUGUUUUCCGUACAUCGUCUAAGGUGCAGACCAUUAGCAUCUGUUUGACAAUCAAGAGCUUCCUAAGUUAGUGAUCAUGUCCUUUACUCUCGUGACUUCAGUGUGAUUCAGGGUUGAGGAGGAGAAUUUAGAUGCUAGUCACUCUAAGGGGUCCAAAGUUUAUUAGCUUCAGAAUUAAUGUAAUCUUUUAAAAGUUUCUCCCUUUGUAGUACACGGGUAUUUACAAGUAUUUAAUAUAAUUUUAAAAAUUGGCGAGUUUUUGAACGCUUAAAAAUUUCUAAUUAGCGAUUGAAGUUCUGUUUUGGCCAAAAGAAUUCUCUUCUUAUGACGCAAACGAGAUGUUGAAUAUAAUUUCAAUUUUUUUUCUAUCUGUGCAGAUUUCAGAUUUCUUCGAUAGAACCGAGGAACUUUUUAGGGAGAUGCAAUGGCAGAAGAAACUGCGAGGUAACUAGUUAGAAAUUCUGAUUAUUUUUCAUUCAGGAGUUGAGAAUGUUUUUUUUUUUGGUUGGUAUACACUUUUUUCCUAGCUGCCACAUUUCUGGAUGAAAACCCUGUAAUUGUAAGAUAUGUAAAUUGACGUCCCUCCCUCCUUCCCUCUCGCGUAACGUUAUCUACAUUCUCCAUAGGGGGAGGGAAACGGGUCGUCUUUGUCGCGGCUUCACUGAGUCCGAAAAUGUACAAAUUAGACCUGACGCACUCUUGUGGAAAGAAACUACUAUGAAACUACCUUAAGAUUGCGCGACAAGUUAUGUUAAUUCAACCAACCUAUUGAGACUGGUGGCUUUUUUCUUUGUUACAGAAAGUCGAUUUUUAUUCGGAGUAAGCAGCCGAAUGACUCUGUGGGAACAGAUUUCCAUCAAUUUAGCAAUCCUAAUCAAUUUGCUCGUGGCGUUCUUUUAUCCGUUUUCCGACGGGCCAGGUGGUGAGUGUCAUGCUGUGGUUUUGUUAUCUUUUAUGUUCCCGGACAGAUACUCAGCUUUGUGUUAUUUUAAAAUAUCCUGACAGAAUUUUUGUUCGUUUCGGGGGUGGCUCGUACGCGAGGCGAGUCACGUGAGUGACUGCGCGCGCCUGAAAACGUAAGGAAGUGAAUCUGUAGGGACAGAAAUACCUCUCAUUGCUUUCUUAAGGAACUGUUCAAUGAAAUUAGGGUGAGAGUAUUUUUACUUUUGUUUUCCUUUUUUCCUUCGUUUGUAGAACUUGACGGACGUCUGUCCGUACUGGUGUGGCUGGCCAUGAUUGUCUCUUUUGUUAUAAUUGUUACCUUUCCUCGGCCGUCUGGGAUCAGGACGUUUGUAGGCUCAACGAUACUGAGGCUGAUAUUUUCCGUUGGACUUGAGCCUACUCUUAAAAUACUAGGACUGGCAACCGUAAGUAACAAUGACAAAAGAAAACGACUCAUAAAUAAAACUGGUUUAGUUUUUAGACUUUUCCGUGUACAAAAAUCCAGAUUAAUUUAAAUAUCCUUUUAGAUAGCCUUUAAUUCAACAGGUUUUAGGGGCUUCAAUAAUGUUUACAUAAGCGGCUGCUGAUGGUGUGAAAAAUGUUUGUGCGUAAGGAGAGACGCAUAAAACCUGAGGCCUGCUCUUAGGAGCGUAGCUGUCAAACGUCGGGCAUGCGCGUGGGGAUCUGGCCGGCUACGCGCCAAUUUCCCGCCGAAACGUAGGAAACAACCGCUUUCUCGCAAAAUAAGCAAAAGAAAGCACGCCACCUACCCUCUACAACGUUCACACAUGCGCAGACGUUUGAUCACUGUGUUACUCGCAGGCUAAACAGACGGCGAUGAGAACUGAAAAGGGAUCAGUCGUCCCUAACAUAGCGUGAAGGGGGGGGGGAGGACUAACCCCUCCCCCGCAAUAAAUAAUGACGGGUCUUAAGUAUUGAAAUUUUAGCGUUCCCUUUUGCCCAAAAAACUUACAGCCAUUGUUAUUUUUCAGGUCGUUCUGAAAGCAAUAUUCAUUGUAAGUUAUGUUGGAAAUCGGGGAACUUUUGACCACAAUGUGCGCCGGCUUCUUUCGGACAGGAAUCUCGUUCUUCAUCUGAUGUACUUCACGUUUGGCUUCCUCGGGUUAACACUGCACACGUUCUUCUACAGUAUUUUGGUCAGUGUCGUGAUUAAGUAUCACUUUCUCGUUAUCUUUUGUGAUGAUUUCACCUAGUUAGUUAAGGAGAAUGAAGAAUUUGACCAUCAAUUAAAACUGUUGUUUCCCAGAGUAAACUGGAGCGACCUACUUUGAGAUCAUUUAGGCGCAAUUUCGACAAUAUUCUGGAACUUCCAGCUCCAAUGCGUUACUGUUUUAAUCUUCUUUUCUUUUGUCUGCUGAGUUGAAUAAAAUGUUUUAUUCUUCGUUUAAAUUUUUUUCAAAGUGAUUAUUAUGUAGCAAGAAAAUACAUGAUGCGCCUCGAAUAAGCGAGAAUCUAAAUUAUCCUACAUAAGUUAACCUUACAGUCACACACAGACAAUAUUUUGGGCUGGGAAAUAACCCGUGAGAAUACUUUCGAAGCCUGUAUAUCUCUAGCCUUCAAUGAGGAAAACGCCUUUUCCUCUCCCGAGAAGUGCCCUGAAGAGAGGUUCCACCCCUGUCCCCACACCACCCCGCCCCUAAUCAGCACUUCUUGAAGCUGUGACAACAAUCGUCUGUAACUUAGGUUAUUUUUCUUUUCAGCUCUUGGACGUUAUCUUCCGUGAGGACACGCUGUUAAACGUGAUAAAGAGCGUAACCCGUAAUGGCCGGUCAAUUAUCUUAACUGCUGUCUUGGCUCUCAUACUCGUCUACAUGUUCUCCAUCAUUGGUUUCCUGUUUCUCAAAGACGAUUUCUUAGUAGAGACGGAUCCAACGCCUUCUCUUAAGCUCGGUGAGUGAAUUACCCCUCAUAGUAGCUGUACGCCAUGAAAGUUACUGAAUUUUGUUUUCUACUCAUCUAGCUGCUUCUUUCAACUGUGCGCAUGUCUUCACUUUCUUUUUCUUGUAUUCGACAGCAUCCUCAGCUACCUGCGAUGCUGAUAAGAGCUGCGAAGGUUCCAUUUCACUCUCGGAAACAAGCUCAGAAGGAGAUGACUCAAUAAAGGAACGUGCCUGUGAGACCCUAAUAAUGUGCAUCAUCACUACUCUGAACCAGGGGCUCAGAAAUGGAGGGGGAAUCGGAGACGUCCUCAGACGGCCCUCCAUGAAAGAGAACAUGUUCGUGGGACGUGUUGUAUACGAUUUGCUCUUCUUCUUUGUGGUCAUCAUUAUUGUUCUUAACUUGAUAUUUGGCGUCAUUAUUGAUACGUUUGCUGAUCUGAGGAGCGAGAAGCAGAACAAAGAGGAGGUGCUCAAGAACACGUGUUUUAUUUGCGGUAGGUGAUCAUGAAUUUUUGCGUGUGUUCUUGAGGAAAAAUUUUGAACGAGUGUCGAUUUUAAUCCGAAUAACUUACGCCGCUUUUGCUUCGCUUCUCUCGUUGAUUGGUCCAGAAAAUUCACACCAUCCUCUCAACCAAUCAGAAUCAAGACUGGCGUCAAUCACGACCUGGUCACUCGCAUUUUCCCGCGCUUCAAGUAGCACGCUGAGCAGUUUGUUUACUUGCGGUUUGAGAUCCCAUUGGUUCCCGAUAUUUUUUUUUUCGGUAGUUGUCAUUGAAAAUUGGAAUUCCCUUACCUUACUCUUACAUUGAUUCUUUCCUACAUUGUUACUGUUAGGUCUUGAUCGGUCGGCCUUCGACAACAAAGUGGUAUCAUUUGAUGAACACAUCAACUCAGAACAUAACAUGUGGCAUUACCUGUACUUCAUAGUCUUGCUCAAAGUCAAGGACACGACCGAGUUUACUGGACCCGAGAGUUACGUCAGUCUAAUGGUCAAGGUACAUCAUGAAUAUGGAAAACGCUUCAUGAAGUGAGACAAGGGGAGGGUGGGAGGGGGAGGGUUUCAAUGAAGUUUGAACGAGUCCUUGGGCUUAAAUUGCUCACCGAAGGUGGGAUGACAACCAUUUUUAAGCUACUUGUAGCGACACAUCGUAAGCUAACCUACGCGGCGUUUCGUCCUUGUUUUAGGAACACGAUCUGGAUUGGUUCCCACGCAUGCGUGCUAUGAGCCUGGCCAUUGACGAAGGAGAAAGUGAGCAAAGUGAAAUUAAGAAUCUUCAGGAAAAGCUGGAAAGCACCACAAGACUGGUAUACACUUUGUCGCAACAACUCACAGAUCUAAAGGAGCAGGUAGGGCUUGCAGAUCAGACCCUAUUGCACCUCUCUGUCUCCACCCCAUGCCACCUAAUCUUCUCUCCUGUAACCUUACCUCACUGCUUUUUCUGCUUCCCUUAAACCUUGUCUUACCUCUUCGUCGCCCCCUCCUGAUCUGCCUUCCUUUUUGUCAGACCCCUUAUAUCUGUCUGGCUUCCUUAUCUCCCUUCCUCUUUCCUUGUUCACCUCCUUGUUUGCCUGCCUCCUUCCUGUCCUUGUCUCCUACUUUUCAACCUUACCUGCCUUUUCGUCUUCCUCCCUCCAUUCUGCCCACCUCAUCGUCUCCAACCUCGCUUUUCUUCUUCUUCUUCCCCCCUACCCCCCCCCCCCUCCCCCAUCCAACCCUGCCUUGCCUCCUUCUCACCCCCAUCCAGCCCUAUCUGCCUCCCAGUUGCUUCGCCUUAAUUUAAAAAUUUAAAAUCUACUGCCUUUGCUUUUGGUAUUUUAAACAGAUGACUGAACAUCGCAAGCAGAGACAACGAAUCGGUUUGUUGGGCCCUCACUCUGCAUCUGCACUAAAUAACAGUCUUACGACUAACAACUUCAAGAUAUGAAUGUUUAUUUGGAAACAAGAAAGAAAAGUGAUCGACAGAAAAGAAGAGAGAAAUACCGGACGAUGAAGUGAAAGAGAUUGACAGUUGAACGGAGUUGGGCACUGCAACGAGCGUGGUUGGGUUGAGAACCCAUGCAACAAGGAUACUUUUUGCAACACCUACCUGUUUAUGGCCCAAGACAGAUAAUUCUCUCAUGAUUGAAUGUCUGAAGGAAAAUCUCGCACUUAAGAGACGAAGAAAGUAGCUUACUCAAUCUGACUUAAAAUCAUUAACGUUCUCAAAAAUAUAAAUUUAUAUGAACGUAACUUUUGACGCAAAAAGAAAUUUCAUUUCUUGAAGGUCUAGACAAAAUAUGCUUAGCUUGAUUUUUGGGAACUUGAUUAUUGCGCUUUGUUGAUUGCCCGGCUUAAGUGAGAAAGGUGUAGAGAUCAUCAUCUUUCGCUGACAAAUAAAGCGUAGAAAACUUGGCGAAAAAGUUUUGAAGACAAAGGACAUAGUGCGGUUAUCUGAGACAGUGGUGAUUUGUAGAGUUAAUGGAUCUAUAGUGAUAUGCAGUGAGAUUUCCGGAAAAGAUUACGAUCUUAUUGCCCAUAAUUUAAGAACUAGAUGUCAAGGUUGAAAUUCUUCUAAUGGUCUCGUUACAAGUCUUAUGACUCUGGUCGUGAGAAUUCAUAUGUAGAUAAACAAAUUUUUAUGGAUGACUUGAGUUUCUUUUCUUUUGACAAGUAUCCCACCUUCAAGCUUUCAACCCAGUCCCACGCGCUUACCACCAGGC